Aspergillus glaucus CBS 516.65 is the source of this 840-nucleotide messenger RNA. RefSeq names its product ankyrin repeat domain-containing protein. Bases 1 to 840 code for a protein of 279 amino acids. NCBI's taxonomy places the organism in Eukaryota, Fungi, Ascomycota, Eurotiomycetes, Eurotiales, Aspergillaceae. Gene Ontology annotation, molecular function: protein binding. The transcript is spliced from 2 exons. The record is from RefSeq and is a predicted model, not a curated record.
AUGGAAUUACAAGAUCCUAUCUCGCUUCGAAGACCCAUCAAAAGUCGAUAUCCAACCUUUCGGGAAUAUUGCAGACAAGCUGGACCAAAUCCGGGCCUCGCAAAGGGCAACAGAGCAUUGCAGAGACAAAAUAAACAGAUUCUCGCCCUGCAUCGUGACCGUAAGAUAGCUGUGGGUGGUAGUGCUCUGUUAUCUGGGCGUGUUCAGGGAUGGGGAUUUUUAUUGAAGGGCGGUAACCAUAUCAGCAUGGCAUUCAGUAUUUUUGAUGGUUUUGCUCUUGUUUUUUGUCUGACCACCGGGACCAAUACUUGUCUACUAGACAUCACAGAAAGAUAUGACCAUCAUAAAUGCGAAUUAAAUUUCUUCUCCCAGACAAGCAAGCACCUGUACCUGCUAUUUAACCACGAACUAUAUAAGCGAAACCCCACCAAGCGUCCAAAUAACUUUGCUUUGGAAUGGGCAGCGCAACACAGUUAUGAGAAAACAGCUCAAAAGGCCCUCAAAGCAGGUGCUUCGCCAUUCCUAAAAACUUGCACUAACAGAACUCCAAUACAAGUGGCCACAAUAGAAGGCCACGAUGCUAUUGUGCGUCUAUUUCUUGAGGGGGUGGAUUUCAGCAAUGAAUAUUGUUGGGACUAUAUACAUGGGCCUCUGGUUUCCGCAGCAAAUAAUGGACACGGAUCUAUUGUUCAACUGCUGGUAACAUAUGGAGCUCCUGUCUACAAGUACGAUCCCGAGCAAGCACGUUACCCGGUACCACUGGGGCUAGCUGUGGAGUAUAGAGGGGACCUGGAUAGCAUCAAGCACCCUACAAAAUCCCAUAACCAUGAACAGAUGUAG